Messenger RNA from Hyla sarda, 3137 nucleotides. RefSeq lists its product as uncharacterized. NCBI's taxonomy places the organism in Eukaryota, Metazoa, Chordata, Amphibia, Anura, Hylidae. The transcript has 10 exons. The coding region runs from base 353 to 2434 and encodes 693 amino acids. The record is from RefSeq and is a predicted model, not a curated record.
CCAGCAUGCCCGGACAGCAUUUUGGCUGUCCACCAUGCUGGUAGGUGUAGGUUGGCAACAGCUGGAGGCUCCCUGGUGUGGAAUCCCAGCCCAAUUCCAUGUCAGCACGGCAAUAGUUAACUCCCGCAGCUGUUCCCUGGAGAUCAAUCAGAUGUAGUUGAUAAGUGUCACCUGACCAGGUCCUAUAGUUGCUAUGGUGAUUUAUUUUUUAUUGUAUUUUAUCCCUGUGAGCGCACGGAUAACGUCUUCUAUAGACAAAUCCCAUUCACUGCACUUUGCACCAAGAGCUCACGAUCAAUCAGCAGACACUGUGGGUGGUGAAGUUCGGCCCCUCUAGGGGGUAUUAGGAAUCAUGCUGCGCUCAUCAGGGAUGUCUGAGAAGAAUGUCCGCGAUGUUAUUACGGAGAAUAGUGACCUGAAGAAAUUCCAUGAACAGAUGAGGAGAGAGGUGCGGGCCAUCCUCAUCCGACAUGAAGGCGUUCUUGGCAGGGUGACCACAAAUGAUUCUCCAGUAGUAAACAAGCGUGUUGGUGCUGGACGGACAAGGCCCAACCGGGUUGGAGAUGUGGGGGUAACAGGGAGCCUAAAGAAGCAGUGGAGCAGCCUCAAGCAGCUGGUGGAGAUACUGGAAGCCCGAGUUGCACAGUCUGAUGUGACCCAUGUGAUCAGUGUGACGGACCAUGAGAAGGAACUGACCCGGCUCAAGAAGGAGGUAGAAGAGCUUAGAGAAGAGCUGGAACAGAGCCGGGAGCUGAUAAGUCAACAGCAGCAGCUAUUACAGGACCAGUUGGUGCCUCAGCCUGGUGAAGGGCAGCAAUCUCCUAUGUGGAACGCAUACUUCUUGGAAGAGCAGCUGAGAUUACAACAAGACAGAGAGGCCUUUGAGGAGCAGAAGCGGGCCUUUCAGGAUGAGCGGGAUAAGUUUACCGAGGCAGCCAUCCGUCUGGGGAGAGAGCGUCUCCAGUUUAAGGCCGACCAAGCUCUCUUCAUGAAGCAGCAGUUUCUGAAUAUGACUCCAGGUCUGGAUACUCCACCUUGGAAGAAGACUCCACCGUGGUCCGCACUUGCGGCGAACACCCCAGGAAGGACCUUCAGUAACCCCAAAAAGCAGUUCACACCCAGUCAUCCGUGUGGCAGCAGCCAUCGCAGAGGGUUGACUUCUGCAGAUCCUAUGACGCCAAGUACUGCGGAGCUGUACAGGGUCCUGAGGCUGGCACCUCCCAGCAGGUCCAUGAAUUCUCCUAGGUUUGACAGCAGCAGUCAGCAGGACACGGAGUCUGAGGAAAGUAGUCGGAGAUGGAGUGACAGCCUGUCAUCACGAAGCGAGUCUCCAGAACUACAGCCCCUUCCUCCGUUUGUAAUUCCCUUCAAACUGAGCAUGACCCCUUAUCUUCGCCCAAGGCCCACCCCAAUAAGCUUGCCUCAUUGCCACGCGGAGCCUCGCACACCUAGUACAGCGGAGCUGUUCAGAGCCUUGCACCUUACUCCUGCUGAAAGCAUAACCUCAGGAAAAAGAGGACGUGGGGAUGAAUUAAGAAGGUCCAUCCUCCAUCAUUCCCACCGUCGAGCCAGCAUCUCCAAGGCUGCAGAAACUCCUUGUUGCAAUGAAAACGUCAGGAAAAGUGAGGAGGUGUCCCAGUGUCCUUACGAGUUUUCCAGAGCAGAUUGCGAGAUGGAUUCUCUGUCUCCUGAAGAGAUCACUCCCAAAAACGAAAUGACGUCCUCGCCCAAAGACAACUCUGAAUGUUUUGACAAUGACUCUUUGUAUAGAGUAACUCCUCUUCAUGACGCCACCUAUGUCCGCGAAGAGAGUGUGCCUCGUCUAAUGGUGGACACCCACUACUGCCAUCAGGAUGCUGAUCAAAGCUUGUGGCAACGUCAAGAGAUGGAUGAAGACAAAUAUGCACACAGAGCAAGUUCUAACAGCAAGCCAAGAGAGACCCUACAGGUGAAAGACCGCUGUAAAAGUAGAUCCCGCGAGACCCUUCAUCCUCAGGACGCAUGUAGUAGAGCGAGCAGAAGUAGAUCACGAGAGAGAUUACCCUCUAAAUAUCAGGGUGCAACCAGGUCCAGGGAAGACCUUUCCCGCAGAAGCCACCCUUGCCACCAACCCAAGGCCGAUUUUGAAGACUGCUGUACCCUCGAAAGAGAUGAGGCUCCUCCUCACAGUAUAUCCAACAGGAGAAGGUCCUUGGACUCUCUUCGCCACAAACAUGGCUGCAAGAGCCAGCCAAAAGAGAGCCAUUCUGUCCAUCGAAGAUCCUCCCGCCACCGCAGAGACACCUUGUAUACCUCAGGCCCGGGGCGGUCGCCCCUCCAUUUCCGUCGUUCCUGUCCGUCCGCCCGCAAUGCUACCCCGUGGACCGCUGAACACGUGGCGGCGUCAAACCUUUGUGCUGACCUGUUGACCCAGUUUCUCGAUUGUUCCUUCUAGGGUUCAAGGAGAAAUCUGAAUUUCGAGAUGGAGGAAAGACUAGUAGAGUAUGAACCCCUUUUUUUUAAAUUUAUUUAUAAAAAUGUCACCUUACUUGUUGGUGUCAGGGUAACCACUUUUGCAUAAGGACACAAUCCACCUUUUAAAGGAGCAUUAAACAUGUCCUAUGAUGGACUGGCACCUAGAAACUUAUUUAUGCCAUGAUGUGUUUACACAGCCAAAAUUGGUGCCGAUAUGGAAUCCAUGUUGGUGUCUACUGAUCAAAUUUGCUGUGAAUAACGCCAAAGCCAACGAAUGCUCUUCCUUUUUAUAGGUUUCUCAAACUUUAAUAGAUUAAGAGUCCGAUGUGUGUUAAAAUACAUAUUGGUGCAAGAACCAUUGGUUCUUGACCUCCUACCUUAAUUUUCAAGAGGGGGUGUUUCCCAACCAGGGUGCCUCCAGCUGUUGCAAAACUACAACUCCCAGCAUGCCCGGACAGCCGAAGGCUGUCCGGGCAUGCUGGGAGUUGUAGUUUUGCAAAGCUGGCUGGGAGACACUGGGUUUUUUUUGUAAAGCACUGAUCACUUUAUUUUAUUUUAUUUUUUUUGCAUUUGACAUCACAAAGUAACUGGCUUUUAGUGUGAAUACAUCACUGACUUGUAUUGGCUUUUUAAUAUAUUUGUAUGUUUUAAUAUAAUAAAAAUUGUUGCCAUAGUAUUUGGCA